UCGGAAUUGUCGUGCUCUCCACAGAUCUGUAGGUUUAUACAGGGACCAGUAGGAGCGACGGAGUAUGAGAGUUGAAGAAGAAAUUCGGAUCGGUCUUGCCCAAUCUGCGGUGUGUUGAGGGAACGUCGUUCCAAUCUCCAGGAUUACUGCCGAGUAACUAAGGACAAAUGUAGCCGGUUUGUGGAACAUGACGGGAACUUGUCUCUGUUCACGCACUACGUUGACUUUGGUUACCUUGUUUUUCUUUAUUUUCUCGACAGUAUGCACCGUGGGCAGCCGCGAGCACAAGGCGUAUAUGUGGCAAAGACGUUCUUGGGCUCUCUGUCGAGCACUCAGGCAUGGCCUAGAAGCCCUCGCAGGAUCUGACUUUCGCUGUUCAAGGUCUGAUUAUGGGGAGAAACUUCUAUCCUAUAGCUUGGACACCGUCGUAGCUAUCGAGCUGCGAAUUGAUUUGCAAAGAAACUUUUGGCGGAACUUACCUAUUUCGGAGUUUCCUACCAGCAUAACCGUAGACGACCUCGCAGAAUCAUUUUUCAGAAGACAAAGACAGUCUUGGAAUGUAAGUGAAAUGAUUCGUGGCCCUGUUAGACAGUUUUUCGACCAGUAAUCGAGACUGCUUUGACUCCAGUGAUGCUUUUUCUAAUAGAUCUGAUUUUUAUUCUGCACUGUUGGACCGUCUCUUGAAAGAUUGCGAAACCUGGCUUCCAGCUGGAAAAUGGAUCAUGGGCGGGUGACAUACGUGGAGGGGGCCU
This is a messenger RNA of Parathielavia appendiculata, 752 nucleotides long. RefSeq lists its product as uncharacterized. The transcript has a single exon. NCBI's taxonomy places the organism in Eukaryota, Fungi, Ascomycota, Sordariomycetes, Sordariales, Chaetomiaceae. The record is from RefSeq and is a predicted model, not a curated record. Bases 188 to 607 code for a protein of 139 amino acids.